GUAGUUCUGCAGAUUGACGUUGGCAACGUUAGUCUGUGCACAGCGGGACUACAGUACCCAGAGUGCACCGCGGCCCGCAGCCUGUAACCGAGACUGAAGGACGAAGAGACGAUGAUCGUGUUUGUGCGGUAUAACCUGGGGCCAGGGGUGGCCGUGGAGCUGCAGGAGGAGGCAAGUGUGGCUGAGCUGAAGGAGGUGGUGGGGAAUCAGCAGGGAGUCAGACCGGAGCAGCUCAGGGUUCUGUUUGCUGGGAGGGAGCUGCAGAGCUCUGCCACGCUACAGGGUUGUAACCUCCCGGAGCAGAGUACCAUCCAUGUCGUCCUCCCUCCUUCAGGAUCCUCCUCCUCCCGGCUGCUCCUCCUGCAGGAGCGUCUGUCUCUGGUUGGGGAGGAGGAGCAGGACAGCCUGACCAGGCUGGACCUCAGCUCCUCACGCCUCCCCACCACCUCCACCGGCCUGGCUGUGAUCCUGGAGGGGAGCGAUGGAGGAGGAGGUGACGGAGGAACAGAGGAGGCGCAGACUACAGGAGUGAAAGGUGUGCAUACCUGCAGUACUUUCUUCGUGUACUGUAAGAGCUGCAGGUCGGUUCAACCUGGAAAACUGAGAGUUCGCUGUCAGAGCUGCAAACAGACAACACUGACUCUGAGCAGAGGUCCGUCCUGUUGGGAUGACGUCCUCCUCCCUGGUCGUAUCCAUGGCAUCUGUCAAUCAGAUGGUUGUCAUGGUAAUGAAGCGGAGUUCUUCAUGAAGUGUGCGUCCCACCCAACCUCAGAUGACGACCUUUCUGUGGCCCUCGACCUCAUCAUGACCAACACCAGAGACGUGCCCUGCAUCGCCUGCACUGACAUCAUAGACGUGGUCUUGGUCUUCCAGUGUUUGGAGCGUCAUGUGAUCUGUCUGGACUGUUUCCGUCGGUACUGUCAGGCCCGACUGGAUGAGCGACAGUUUGUUCAUCACGCUGUGAUUGGAUACUCUCUGCCCUGUGCAGUCUUCGCCUGUGUUGACGUGUGUGUGUGUGUGUGUGUGUGUGUGUGUGUGUGUGUGUGUGCAGCCGGCUGCGUCAACUCUUUAAUCAAAGAGCUUCAUCACUUCAGAGUGUUGGGGGAGGAACAGUAUGGUCGGUAUCUGCAGUACGGGGCUGAGGAGUGCCUGCUGAUGAUAGGAGGACUGAUGUGUCCAUCACCUGGUUGUGGGGCGGGGCUUCUCCCCUCAGACGGCAGCAGGAGGGUGGAGUGUGACAGACGUGCGGGCUGUGGCUUCGUCUUCUGCAGAGACUGCAGAGGGCGCUACCACGAGGGGGCGUGUCAGACGCAGCCAGCCCCGCCCACAGACCAGGCCUCACAGAGUUUUGUGGUGGGGGAGGAAGCGUCUCUUAGAGGGAGGUGGGAUCAGGCGUCUCAGCUCCUCAUCCAAGAGUCGACCAAACGCUGCCCUCAGUGUUCAGUUCCUGUGGAGAGAAACGGUGGCUGCAUGCACAUGCAGUGUCCUCUGUGCAGAGCGGAGUGGUGCUGGAUCUGUGGAGUCUCCUGGAACAGAGAAUGUAUGGGAAACCACUGGUUUGGAUAAACACACCUGCUCAGGUACAACAGCAGCUUCUCAGACAGGAAGACAGCACCAGAGGACCGUGGGAGAUGGACGCCUCCCCAGCUCAGAUCUGGACGAGUCAGCGGAGGAACGUGAAAUAAACUGACUUCAGAUCAGAUUCAGUGUCACACUGAUCAUGUGAUCGGAGCGUCACAGGUUCAAGAUUGCUGAACAGGAAACAACAUGGAGAUUGAAUAAAGUUUAAACGAAAA
Messenger RNA from Lates calcarifer (barramundi perch), 1796 nucleotides. RefSeq names its product parkin RBR E3 ubiquitin protein ligase (gene prkn). Gene Ontology annotation, molecular function: ubiquitin conjugating enzyme binding; ubiquitin protein ligase activity; zinc ion binding. NCBI's taxonomy places the organism in Eukaryota, Metazoa, Chordata, Actinopteri, Centropomidae. The transcript is spliced from 11 exons. Gene Ontology annotation, biological process: regulation of apoptotic process; autophagy of mitochondrion; ubiquitin-dependent protein catabolic process. Gene Ontology annotation, cellular component: cytosol; cytoplasm; endoplasmic reticulum. Bases 112 to 1566 code for a protein of 484 amino acids. The record is from RefSeq and is a predicted model, not a curated record.